Molecule: messenger RNA, 585 nt
Organism: Actinia tenebrosa (Australian red waratah sea anemone)
Lineage: Eukaryota; Metazoa; Cnidaria; Anthozoa; Actiniaria; Actiniidae
Source: RefSeq, a predicted model, not a curated record
AACAGCCAAUCACAGAAGGAUUAGUCUCCUAAAGAUGUGAGCCCUGUAAUGUUAACCUAUAUUAGGUUGUGCUCAACACGAACUGGGCAUCUUCCAGAAAGACCAAUCGCUGAACAAGCAAGUAACUUUCAAGAGAAGCCAGAGCUAUCCUUUUCAUUUCAGGAAACACUUCAACAGAAAAUGAAACAGCUUAUUGUAUUGCUCAUUGUUGCUGUUCUGAUAGCCAAUUCCCUUGCUAUCCCGAGGGAUUACAUUGAAGGCRUUCUCGCCAAGAGAAACCUUGCUUCUGGCAUUUCGUGCAUUGGUGAGUGCAAGGUUAAAGAUAGCCAUGGCAGAUGUGUGACCGAUGCAAAGUGCCUAAUUGACAAGAAUCGCGGAAAGAGAAACCUUGUUUCUGGCAUUUCGUGCAUUGGUGAGUGCAAGGUUAAAGAUAGCCAUGGCAGAUGUGUGACCGAUGCAAAGUGCCUAAUUAACAAGAAUCGCGGAUAAGCUUGUAAUUGAUAUAAAGGCUUACCUUCCCCUCAUUAGUAAAGAGUUUCGCUCUCCCAGUUAAACUGGAAUGGAAUAAAACUGAUGCACAUUAAA